This is a messenger RNA of Trifolium pratense (red clover), 3538 nucleotides long. Its product is annotated as probable LRR receptor-like serine/threonine-protein kinase At4g29180. Gene Ontology annotation, molecular function: ATP binding; protein kinase activity; protein binding. Bases 453 to 3146 code for a protein of 897 amino acids. The record is from RefSeq and is a predicted model, not a curated record. The transcript is spliced from 12 exons. NCBI's taxonomy places the organism in Eukaryota, Viridiplantae, Streptophyta, Magnoliopsida, Fabales, Fabaceae. Gene Ontology annotation, biological process: protein phosphorylation.
CUCCUCCUUCACCAUCAUAAAUAAAGCAGCUUCCAGACUUGGUUUAGAUCAAAAAGUACUCUUGAAUAGCUUCUUGUAUAUCCUCUAUAUAUGCAGAUGAAAUGAAAACUGAAUUUUGUUUGGUAGGGAAGCACUACUAAAAAUUUACUAAUAUCAAUUAUCAAUAGCACUAGGGAGUAAAUAUUAAAUAAUAUAGACAUGACAAAUUGCUUUCCAUGUUGCUAUUUUUCUAUGCGAGAAAUUGAUGUGUUUGGUAGCUGGUUUUGUCAAAAACAUCAACCCGGGUCAUAGUUGACAUUUGACUCAUUAUUAUCAUGCUUUCAAAUCUUUGCAUUCAUGAAAUAUACUAUAGCUAAUUUCUUCUUCCAAUGAAAAAUGUUUCCAACAUGCAUAUCAAAUUUGUAACAUUCUAAAAUUUCAUUUCACAAAAGAUCCUAUUCUUUGGUCAAAACAUGGCAUAUUCAAUUGGAUUCAUUCUCUUUCUUGUUUUCUAUUUUGGUGUUAAAGUUUUUGUUCAUGCACAACAACAAACAGGAUUCAUAAGUAUUGAUUGUGGCGGUCCAACGAAUUUCGAGUACACAGAUGAUUCAACAAAAAUAAAAUACAGCUCAGAUGGAUCACACAUACAAACAGGACUUAACAGAAACAUUUCUUCUGUCUAUGCAUAUCCUAACAAUCCAAAUCUACCAUUACCACUCUCCGAUCUCAGAAGUUUUCCUGAUGGAAACCGAAACUGUUACCGAUUAAUCGCUGGAAGAAAAAACAGUUUACAUUUAAUAAGAGCAUCUUUCUUAUAUGGAAACUAUGACGGCGAAAACAAACUACCUGAAUUUGAUCUCUAUGUUGGUGUAAAUUUCUGGUCAUCAGUGAAAUUUAAGAAUGCUUCGGAACAAGUUACGUUGGAAAUACUCAACAGGGCAGAAUCAGAUGAAACAAAUGUUUGUCUUGUGAAUAAAGGAAAUGGAAUUCCUUUUAUCUCAUUAUUAGAACUUAGACCAAUUAUUGAUUCUAUUUAUAAAACUGAGUUUGGUGAUUUUGCUUCACUUUUACUUUUCAAAAGAUUUGAUAUUGGUUCAAUUAAUGGAAGUGGUAGAUAUGAAGAUGAUGUUUAUGAUAGAAUUUGGUUUCCUUUAAAUUCUUCUUCAUGGAAAUCUAUAAGCACUUUUUCACUAAUUGAUUUUACUGGUGGUAAUGGAUAUAAAGCACCAUUUGAAGUUAUUAGUAAUGCAGCUACACCAAAGAAUGAGAAUGAUAGUUUAGAAUUUUCUUGGAUUUCAGAUGAACCGAAUUCGAAAUUUUAUGUCUAUUUGUAUUUUGCUGAAGUGGAGAAACUUAACAAAACUCAACUGAGAAAAUUUAAUGUUUCUUGGAAUGGAUCUCCUUUGAUUGAAUCUUUUGUACCAAGUAACCUGCAUGCAACUACUGUUAUUAAUUCUAAGUCAUUGGUCGCAGACGAACAUCGAAUUUCGAUAGAUAGAACCAAAGAUUCGACGCUUCCGCCUAUUCUUAAUGCAGUGGAGAUUUAUGUAGUAAGACAACGUGACGCGGUUUCAACGUUUGAAGAAGAUGUUGAAGCUAUAAGUGAUGUAAAAGAAAGUUAUAGAAUACAAAGAAAUUGGGUUGGUGAUCCAUGUGAACCAAAAAACUACACUUGGGAGGGCUUAAAAUGCAACUACAGCACUUCACUUCCUCCAAGAAUUGUAUCAUUGAAUUUGAGCAGAAGCAGUCUGAGUGGAAUAAUAACUCCUGCCAUUUCCAAUUUGACUUUCUUGGAAUCUUUGGAUUUAUGUAACAAUAGCUUAACUGGAUCAAUGCCUCAAUUUUUGGAAGAAUUGAAGUCCCUUAAAUAUUUGAAUUUAAGAGGCAAUCAGCUUUCAGGUUUUGUCUCUACCAAUCUCCUAGAAAGAUCAAAGAAUGGAUUGCUUACUUUGAGGGUGGAUGAUAAAAAUCUCUCUGGUUCAAGUAAAAAAAAGAAGGUGAUUGCUCCCAUUGUUGCACCAAUAGCAUCAGUUUUAGUUCUAUUGAUCAUUGCAAUUCUCUAUUGGAAGCUUAGAAGAAGAAAUGCAACAUCAGAGGAGGAGAUGAAUAUGAUCAACAAAGGGUCAAGUACUGUAGUAUCAAAGAAGUUGCAGUACACUUAUGCUGAGGUGAUGGAAAUCACUAGCAACUUUGAAUUGGUCAUUGGUAGGGGAGGAUUUGGAAAUGUGUAUUGUGGUCAAAUGAAAGAUGGCAAUAAAGUUGCAGUCAAAAUGCUUUCUUCAUCUUCAACUCAGGGUCCAAAGGAAUUUCGAACUGAGGCUGAACUAUUGAUGACAGUUCAUCACAAAAAUUUGGUAUCCUUCAUUGGCUAUUGUGAUGAAGGUGAUAAGAUGGCACUCAUAUAUGAGCACAUGGCUAAUGGAAACCUAAAAGAAUGUCUCUCAGAAAAUCAUUCACAUUGCUUGAGUUGGGAAAGGAGACUUCAAAUAGCAAUUGAUGCUGCAGAAGGGUUGGACUACCUACACCAUGGAUGCAAGCCACCUAUAAUACACAGAGAUGUAAAAUCUGCCAACAUUCUUCUAAGUGAAGAUUUAGAAGCUAAGAUAGCAGAUUUUGGACUCUCUAAGGUGUUUAAGAAUAGUGAUAAACCAAAUGCAGAAUCUACAAUGAUUCUUGUUGAUGAUGGUAAUGAAAAAUCUGCAAUCAUGGGAACAAUGGGAUACCUUGAUCCAGAGUACUACAAAUUAAACAACUUGAAUGAAAAAAGUGACAUAUAUAGCUAUGGAGUUGUCCUAUUGGAAUUAAUCACAGGUCUCUCUGCAGUGAUUAAAGGAAAGCCAUCAAUACACAUACUUGAGUUUGUAAGACCACUACUUGAAAAAGGUGACUUGAAUACAAUUAUUGAUCCAAGACUCAAAGGAAAAUUUGAUGUAAAUUCAGGAUGGAAAGUUUUAGGAUUAGCAAUUUCAUGCACUGCAUCAACCUCAAUUCAAAGACCAACAAUGAGUGUUGUGUUAUCUGAGUUGAAACAAUGUGUUAAUUUGGAGUCUACAAGUGAAAGGGAAAUAUUUGUGCCACCAAGACAUAUCUAUAGUGAAUUUUAUAGUUCAUCUGAUGCAUUUAAAUCCAUAGAUAGUGAAUCUAUGACAUAUUCUUUCCCUAGGUAAUUAAUAUACUGUAUAUUGAGCCACUAUUAAGUAUAUUCAUUUCAAUUUGUAAAUUUUAAUCAAACCAUUUAAGAUUAUGAUAAAGAUACAAUUGGUUCCUAUAUAGCAUCAUUUUGCAUUAUUUUGAAUGAUAUAAUAGCAGCAUACAUCUUGACCAAAUAAUAGCAGCAUACAUUAUUUUGUCUUUUUUUUUUUUUUUUAAGAAACUAAAUUAAUCCACCCAAAUUGGCACCAAAGAGAAUCGAAUCUGAAACCUUAAGGAUGAGCACACUCACAGGUCCCGAGCCAAUACCAUUUGACCAACCCAAAUGAGUUUGUCUUAUGCUUAUUGUUUACAUCUUAUGUACUCUUUCCCUUAAAAGACAUUUAAUUAAUUGCAAAAAAAAAUAAAA